AUGGAAGCAAGCACUGAUAUUGAGGCUGCAUCCCCGGAGAAUCUCGCUUUGAGACAGCGCGUGGCGAAUGACUACUUUUGGGGCGCUUUCGAGAAGAGCGACGGAUCUUUGGUCGGCUUUAUCUGCGGAACCUGUGCGGCUGGAACUUCUCUGACGCAUGAAUCCAUGGAGAAGCACAUUGAAGGAGGUGAGCUGCUGUGUAUUCAUUCGGUGGCGGUCCAGUUGAAGCUGCGCAGACGAGGAAUUGCCUUAGCUAUGAUGCGCGAGUACCUGAGGGCUGUUGCAUCCUUGCAUGCAGCUACAAACGGAGGCUCCUCGCCUCCGCGUGCCUGCACGCUUAUUGCUAAAGCCGGUCUGGUUUCUCUGUACGUGCAAGCUGGCUUUCGGCUGAUUGGGCUUUCGCCUGUUGUGCAUGGUGCCGAUCCUUGGUUCGAGCUUCAGGUGCCGGACAUUGUUCGUGAAGCAUGUGGCGAACCUAUGGUUCAGUGCGAUGCUUUUUCUGCCAUACCGUGCAGUGGCAAUUCAGCUGCCGUUGUGUUUUCGCACCGCAGUGGGGACGCAGCAUGGAUGCAGAAGGUGGCAACGGAAAACAAUUUAGCCGAGACCGCGUUUGUGGAGCUGCUGGAAAGCACGUCUGAGCCAACAGAGGAGCCGUGCCGCUACGCCUUGCGCUGGUUCACUCCGACUUGCGAGGUGGACUUGUGCGGCCACGCGACGCUGGGUGCCGCCCAUGCGCUCUGGAGCACUGGCCGUGCAAGUAAACGGCGGCGAAUUGAUUUCAGUACGAAGGUCUCAGGGACUUUGAGCUGCACGCUGUCCAAGAGCGGCUGGAUUGAAAUGGAUUUCCCGGCUGAUGUGCCUGAAAUGGCCAAUUCCUCAAGCUCGCUUCCAACGGCAGAGGCGCUGGGCAAGGCACUCGGGCUUGCCAGUGGAUCUGAUGUUCUUGCCACUGGCCGUGGCAAAUUUGACAUCCUGGUGGAGCUAUCGCCCGCUGCAUUUGAUCAGAUAAAGCCAGAUCAAGGCGCCCUUGCGCAGUUCGAAUGCCGGGGCGUCUGCGUGACAACGCAAGGCUGCGGAGGCUCUGAUGCCCAGCGUGCCGAGGCAGCAGCUGGUGGCCUGGUGGUGGACUUCAGGUCCCGCUUCUUCGGCCCACGUGCUGGAAUCCCUGAGGAUCCUGUGACAGGUUCAGCGCACUGCAUGCUGGCCCCCUACUGGAUGCAAAAGCUUGGGCGAGAAAAAGAUGGCGCUGCUGUCGUCGUCGGGUUUCAGGCUUCGCCUCGAGGAGGCAUUGUCAAGUGCGUGGUGCAAACCGCCGCUGGUCGAGUAACGCUUUCCGGCCCUGCAGUUACUACGCUGGAGGGAACCAUGUUCUGUGGCUAA
Molecule: messenger RNA, 1380 nt
Organism: Symbiodinium pilosum
Lineage: Eukaryota; Dinophyceae; Suessiales; Symbiodiniaceae
Source: the annotation of a GenBank genome assembly